GAGCGUCAUCGUCUAUCCGGCUUCGCACACAAACAUGGCGGAGUCGGAGGCCGCGGUGUAUUUCGUUGUAAACAACAUUCCUGUCGGGUUACGAUCCGCGGAUUUGCGGAACUACUUUAGUCAGUUUAUUGAGAGCAAAGGCUUCCAUUGCUUCCAUUACCGUCACCGCCCGGAGGUUCGAGUCCAGACGGGGGGAUUUAAGACGACAGACGCUGGUUCCAGUGAGAGGACUGAUGCUUCCGGUGGCGAGGGCUCGUGUUGUUGUGUGGUGUCGGUUCGUUCAGAGGCAUCAGACAGAUUCGUGAAGAUGUAUUCUGGUAACCAGUGGAUCGACUCUGCUGGUAACUGGUUGAGCAGAAGGUGUCUGAUCAGGAGAGUCCGAGUAUCAGAUCAGACGGAGCCAAAUUUAUUCCCUUACAAGACGAAGGUUGAGAUGAGGCGUCACAUCGCCCAGUCACAGCAGUUCACCGCACAGGACCUCAAGGACCUCCCGGAGCUCAAUCCACCGUCUCUCAUGCCCGCUGGGAACGUCGGGACUCCGGUCUGCAUCUUCCUCGCGCUCAUCCAGUCCUGCCGCCUCCCGCCGCGACUCAUUCGCAAACUCGGGCUCGUCUUCCCGAAGACGGGCUCCAAUCGACGCUACGGCAACGUGCCUUACCAAUAUUACAACACCGCCGUCGUGACAUCUACGGAGGAGAGCGUGUUCACAGCGGAUGGGGUUGAAAUCAGAGGGCCUAAAGGUGUUGACCCACGCAGAACCUUUCAUCGCGUUUCUCCUCCACCUGUCAAUCAAGAGUCAGAGGAGGCGGAGGGUGAUGAUGAGGAGCUGUCAGGCCCUGAUGAUGACGACGACCGCUGUGAGGAGUGGGAGAGACACGAGGCUCUUUAUGAGGAUGUCACCAGCCAGGAGCGCACGAAAGAGAGAUUGUUUGAGGAGAAGAUUGAGCUGAAGUGGGAGAAGGGAGGAUCUGGACUCGUCUUCUACACAGACGCUCAGUUCUGGCACGAGGAGGAAGGAGAUUUCGACGAGCAGACAGCAGAUGAUUGGGACGUGGACAUGAGCGUUUAUUAUGACCAAGAUGGAGGUGACAUGGAUGCCAGAGAUUACGUCCGCAUGCGCUCUGAGCGGAGGCUGAGGGAGGGGCUGGACGGGCUUCCUGGACGUCAACAUAAAAUCGGAAGCUUUGAGCGGUUUACAAAGGGAGUAGGUCGGCGUUUGAUGGAGAAACAGGGAUGGAAGGAUGGCGAGGGGCUCGGAAACAGCCAGCCUGGGAUCUUUGAGGCUUUAGAGAGUGAAGGACAACAUCCGAACUGUAAGAGAGGCUUCGGGUACCAUGGAGAGAAGCUCAGCUCCUUCCUUCCACCUAAGAAAGCCAAAAAAGAAUUUCAUAUAUCAACCAUUUAUGAUCAACCCAAAGACAUUGAUAAAGGUGAUGAUCUCCUGCGGCGUCAGCCCAGCGCCAGUAUGAAGCACGGGGGCUGGCAGCCGAUGGGCACCACCAGAUGACCUCUGCUCCCAUGAUGAUUCACUCUUCUCUAGUGACAUUCACUAACGUUUUAAAAAGGCCUGCAUAUUUAUUAUCUUAAGGUGGUAUACAAAAUAACAUAUUUUUCUCAGGACGUUUCUACUUAGUUUUGUUUGUUGUGACUUUGUAUUAAAGUGUGCAAUAAACAAAGUACACCCCAGUUUUUUCUGAUUAUAA
Messenger RNA from Triplophysa dalaica, 1703 nucleotides. It is a transcript of the gene gpatch3, whose product is annotated as G patch domain containing 3. The record is from RefSeq and is a predicted model, not a curated record. Gene Ontology annotation, biological process: negative regulation of RIG-I signaling pathway; positive regulation of DNA-templated transcription; negative regulation of type I interferon production. Lineage: Eukaryota; Metazoa; Chordata; Actinopteri; Cypriniformes; Nemacheilidae. The coding region runs from base 35 to 1507 and encodes 490 amino acids. Gene Ontology annotation, molecular function: nucleic acid binding. The transcript is spliced from 7 exons.